CUACUUGAUUAAACAGUGAUAGAUUGAGAUCUGGUUGCAAACAUGCUGAUUAGUUAAUCACAAGCAUGUUAAGUACACAUCAGACUGAUAUGUGUUAGCGUGAUGUGGGACUAUAAAGUCCAGAACUGUGUGAGAUCUCCCUUCAGAAGACUAUCCCUCAUUCAUCGUAUCAGGAACGUGUCACCAUGAAGUUGUCUCUCGUCCUGUGUCUUCUCCUUGCUGUUGUCCUCUCUGUUAGGGCUAAAGUGUUAACCAAUGUAGAGGCUGUCACUCUCACUACAACCCCGGUCCCUGUCACUACGGUCACGGGGCUUUACAAUGACACCACCUCCACUAUUUCAACUACUACAAGGCCCCCUACAGUCACAGCAACUCCACCUAUCUCUUCUCCAUCAACAACAACACCAGUUCCGACUACACAAGCUCCCCUCUCCCCGAGCCAGAUAAUGUGUCCAAAAGGAUGGAAGCUGUUCCAGGGACGUUGCUACAUGUAUGUGAAUAGCGACUUGACCUGGUCCCAGGCUCAGUCCAACUGUGCCGCGGUUGGGUCCAUGUUGGUUUCCGUCCACAGCACCCAGGAGUAUGGUUUCCUCCAACGACUCACCUCCAACUAUAAUUCAGAGGUUUGGCUGGGUGGCUUCUACCUACAGGACCAGUGGUUAUGGCUUGAUGGUUCCUGGUUUUACAACAACACCUGGGCCAGCCAUUCAGAAGACAGCAGUAACCCCUGCCUAAUGCUAAAUUCUAAUGAGGGAUACUCCAAUUAUCAAUGCAAUAAUUACAUUCCGUCCAUCUGUGUGAAGAACUCUAACGUCCCAUUGCUCAUGGUGUGUCCUUAUGGCUGGACGGGGUUCCAGGGCCGCUGUUACUACCACAACCAGGAAACUUUGAGCUGGCAUGACGCUGACUCUACCUGUGCUAGUCUCGGGGCAAAUCUGGUUUCCGUCCACAGUCUCGAAGAGUAUAACUUCCUCUAUCAAACUGCUGCUACUACAGCCUGGCUGGGUGGAUUUUACCUAAUGGACCAGUGGAUGUGGCUCGAUGGCUCCUGGUUUUAUCAGGGAUUUUAUGAUGAUAUGUCUCCAGACAGUUCCAACCCAUGCCUUUCAACAUUUAAUUAUGCUGGAUGGACCAAUUACCCAUGUGAUGAAAUGUUUCCUUCGUUUUGUGUGAAGAAUGUGGCGCCGUGAAGAAUGUACUUGAGUUAUCGUACAGACAGAGUAACGCAAAAUUUCAGUCAAAGAUGCAUUCAACCAAAUGUUUUCUUAGCCCAAUUGAAAUGCAAAGUAUCUGUCUUAUGCUAAUUUCCCAUCCAAAAUAAAGACGAUCUUAUCAUCC
Molecule: messenger RNA, 1338 nt
Organism: Eleginops maclovinus (Patagonian blennie)
Lineage: Eukaryota; Metazoa; Chordata; Actinopteri; Perciformes; Eleginopidae
Product: C-type mannose receptor 2-like
Exons: 10
Coding region: 186-1190 (334 amino acids)
Source: RefSeq, a predicted model, not a curated record